Messenger RNA from Paramecium octaurelia, 990 nucleotides. The record is from the annotation of a GenBank genome assembly. NCBI's taxonomy places the organism in Eukaryota, Ciliophora, Oligohymenophorea, Peniculida, Parameciidae.
AUCGAACAAUGAGCUAUUCGGAUAAACAUAAAAGAAACACUUCUCCUGUGUUGCGAACAACUAGUGAAGAUAGAAUUAAAUAAAAUUCAUGUAAGGAAAGUAUAUAACUGGAUUAGUAAAUAGAAAAAGUAUAAAAUCAUUUGUGAUUAGAUCUAAUAGUAUUUAAGCAGAAAAUACGACGAUAGAAUUAAAUUUGUUGAAGAAACACUCUCAGAGCAUGAGGAUAAGUUUGAAAGCUUUAUCAAAUUAAUCAAAUUGCUUUAACAUUUUGCUACAACACAGGAAUAAGAAAAUAAAAAUAUCAGAAAUCAUAUUAAUAUCUCGAUGGAAUAGUUAUAUAAUGAAGAACUCAAUUAGUUAAAAGACUAAAAUCUCAAUAUUGAAUAAUAAAUUUUAGAAAUUUAGAGAUCUAUUGGAGAAGAAUAACCCUAAAUUUAGGAAUUUGAAACUAUACUUAAUAAAAAAAUAGAUGUUAUCAUGGAUGAAGUGAGACAGAGUGCCUUAAAAACAGACUUUUAAAAAAUAGAAUAAAGAUUAUAAAGAUUGGAACACAAUUUGAAAUAGGAUGUAUAUUAAAAGAGUUGUGACUCAGACAGAGUCUUAAAUAAUAGUUAAGUAUACCAAAAUUAAUUAAAUGAUCUGAAGAUCGUCUUAGAUAGUGUCAUAUAAGAUUAAGAAUUAACAAAAAAUCAUUUGAAAUAAAUUGAGAAUGGUUUAUAUUCAAUUAAAUAAAAGGAAAAGUAAUCACAUUUUAGAACGUCAAUAACUAAAGAGACUUAAAAUACAGAAACUAAUGUUAUGGCGAGUAGACCAAUAAGAGAUUCAAAAGAAAAAAUAAAAAAUAAGGAUAAUAAGAGGAAUAAGAGCAAAUCUAGUCAAAGUAGAAGUGAAUCUCGAAAUGCUAGGCUAGAAACAAUUAAAAAAAAAAAAUAAGAAAGUGUUAAGGAUCUAAUUAAGAGACACAAAUAAUAAUCAAAUAAAUAAAAUUGA